This is a messenger RNA of Chara braunii, 2135 nucleotides long. Lineage: Eukaryota; Viridiplantae; Streptophyta; Charophyceae; Charales; Characeae. The record is from the annotation of a GenBank genome assembly.
GGACUUCCAGUGGAUGCCUGUUCCCUCGACCGGACGAUUGCCGAAACCACAUUGCAACGUGCUGAUGGCACAAUUGCGGGACUACUUGCACACUGCAGUACCAGCUCCGUUGAUGGACGCCGGAGCAGAGGUUGUCGACCUUCACGCUUUCAUCGCGAAGAUCGACCACGAGUUCAAGACGCAACGUUACCACAACAUCGACGCACCAUUGCUAUACAUACGCAUUCAGAUCGGAGAGGCGACCUGCAGUGCCUUGAUCGAUUGCGGAGCAUCUCGCAACUACAUCAGCCAGGACUUCAUGRUACGCGCCGGCCUUGGCCCACGUGUCCGGAGGAAGUCCCAGCCUACGCAAGUCACUCUGGCAGACGGUCAUACGCACAAGUUCAUCGACCGGUGCAUUGACGCUGUCCCAGUGUACUUUGCCCCUCACGCAAGUGAGGCGGUGUCCUUUGACAUUCUGGACACCAAAUUCGACAUGAUCUUGGGCAUGUCAUGGCUGCGAAGCAAGGAUCACCCGGUGAACUUCUUCAACCGCACCGUUCACAUUCGUGACCGGAACGGAAUAUUAGUUCCAUGCACGGUGCCUCUUCCUCAUCCUUCGAUCAACUGCCACGUGGUAUCCGCCACAAGCAUGCGAGCUUCCAUCAUCAGAGACGCCAUCGAGGAGAUGGGGGUGUGUUAUCUCCACGCCCUUCCGCCACAUGACACUUCAUCGACGGACUCACCUUCGGAUCCACGCAUCACCGAACUUCUCGACGCCUACAGCGAUGUGUUCGAAGGCCCUCACGGAGUAGUACCGGAUCGACCCAUCCGCCACGAGAUCAUCCUCGAGGACGGGGCCGUACCUCCGCGCGGUUGCAUCUACCGAAUGAGCGAGGAAGAGUUAAGUGUGCUUCGGGCACAACUCGACGACCUUCUAGAGAAAGGCUGGAUUCGGCCUAGCUCAUCGCCAUACGGUGCUCCUGUUCUCUUCGUCCGGAAGAAGAACAAGGACCUGCGGUUGUGCAUCGAUUAUCGCAAGCUCAACGCGCAGACGAUCAGGAACGCCGGCCCUCUCCCACGCAUCGACGACCUUCUCGAGCGAUUAGGCGGCGCCCAGUUCUUCUCUAAGUUGGAUCUCAAGUCAGGGUACCACCAACUCGAGAUUCACAAGGAAGAUCGCUACAAGACCGCGUUCAAGACUCGGUAUGGGCAUUUCGAAUGGUUGGUCAUGCCAUUUGGCCUUACGAAUGCCCCAGCCACUUUCCAAGCGGCUAUGACGACGGAGUUCCGACACAUGCUGGAUCGUUUCGUACUUAUAUACCUCGACGACAUUCUGGUUUACAGCCGGAGUCUGGACGAGCAUGUGGAACACCUGCGCACCGUUUUGGAGCGGCUACGACAGGCCAAGUGCAAAGCAAACCGCGACAAGUGCGAGUUCGCACARCAGGAGCUGGAGUACUUGGGACACUAUGUGACGCCGCAAGGCAUCCGUCCGCUUGCGGACAAGAUCGAGGCCCUACGAGUAUGGCCCGAGCCCACCAACACCACGGACGUUCGUUCAUUCAUGGGAUUGGCGGGCUACUAUCAGCGAUUGAUCACCGGAUACUCCAGGAUUGCUGCACCUAUGACGAGGUUACAGUCGCUAAAGGUGCCAUUCGUAUUCGAUGAUGACACACGCCGGUCAUUCCAAGCACUUAAGACGGCUAUGCUCAUGGCACCCGUCCUUAGCAUUUAUGACCCCACCCUGCCGACACGAGUGACUACGGACGCUUCCGGCUAUGGCAUUGGGGCAGUCUUGGAACARCACGACGGCGACGACUGRCACCCUGUGGAGUAUUUYAGCCACAAAGUGYCUCCCAUSAACUCGCUUGAUGAUGCAAGGAAGAAGGAGCUGCUCGCAUUCGUGAUGGCUCUCAAACGCUGGCAGCACUUCCUCCUUGGGCGUCGUAGGUUCACAUGGAUCRCAGACAACAAUCCAUUGACCUACUACAAGACGCAGGACACGGUGAGCAGCACGAUCGGACGAUGGAUGUACUUCAUCGACCAAUUUGACUUCACACCAAAGCAUGUCCCCGGCCUCUCCAAUCGCGAAGCAGAUGCACUCUAGAGAAGACCUGAUCUUUGCGCUAUGACACAUCAUGCCUUCGCAUUCG